Molecule: messenger RNA, 2914 nt
Organism: Sinocyclocheilus rhinocerous
Lineage: Eukaryota; Metazoa; Chordata; Actinopteri; Cypriniformes; Cyprinidae
Product: transducin-like enhancer protein 1
Exons: 20
Coding region: 464-2866 (800 amino acids)
Biological process (GO): regulation of DNA-templated transcription; negative regulation of canonical Wnt signaling pathway
Cellular component (GO): nucleus; transcription regulator complex
Molecular function (GO): protein binding; transcription corepressor activity
Source: RefSeq, a predicted model, not a curated record
AACUCGCAUGUCCCAUUGAAAAACAGCUGAGGAUCCGAAAGGAAGGAGCGGAUGAGGAGAGAGAGAGAAGCAGACAAAAGAAGCUGAAGCUGCGGCUGCGUUGAGUAGUAGUCAAGUAGUCUUGGGAGCACGAUAGCUGGCCAUCCACUUGGUUUCUUUAUUAUUUCCAUCAGUAAAGCACAUCAAGGGCGGUGGAGCUCUGAAGGCCGAGCGCGUGCAUUCUGAUAUUUCGAGGUGCGUCGUACUGAGGGACUCGAUACCGGACUGGGCGCAUCUUAUAUCGCUCGAUAAAGCAGAACAAAGGGAGUCUUGAGCGAGGAAUGCGCGAGCCGAGCCUGGCGCCGCCAAAACAGGGCCAAAUGUGCUUCUGAGACCUCCAGAAAGGCGCAAACUCUUCUGAAACAACAUUUAAGGCAACACCGAAACGGAACACCCUCAAACCGCAACAACCCCGUUAUUUACCAUGUUUCCUCAGAAUCGACCCUCGGCACCUUUGCAACCACCGCCCGGGUCCUCUGCUUCAGUUGCAGCAGCAGCAGCAGCUGCGGCCGCUGCAGCAUCGGGGUCGACCCAACCUCUAAAACUCACUUACUCCGAGACCCUGGACCGCAUAAAGGAGGAGUUCCAGUUCCUACAGACACAGUAUCACAGUCUGAAGUUGGAGUGUGAAAAGCUGGCCACAGAGAAGACAGAAAUACAGAGACAUUAUGUCAUGUACUACGAAAUGUCUUACGGCCUCAACAUAGAGAUGCACAAACAGACGGAGAUUGCAAAACGGCUGAAUGUGAUUUGUGCCCAGCUCAUUCCUUUCCUGUCACAGGAGCACCAGCAGCAGGUGGUCCAAGCCAUGGAGCGCGCCAAACAGGUGACUAUGGGGGAGUUGAAUGCGUCGAUAGGGCAACAGCUGCAGGCGCAGCACCUUUCCCAGCAUGCUGCCCAUGGGCUGCCCAUGGCCCCUCACCCCUCUGGCCUGCCUCACCCGGGACUGGCUCUGGGGGGCGGCUCUGGACUGCUGGCCCUUUCCGGGGCCCUCGGGGCCCAGCUGGCCUCUAAAGAUGAGCGAGCCCAUUUGGAGGCCGUGGCAGCGGUGGCAGCAGCCGAACACCACAGAGACUGGCCACGGGGACGUUUACCUGCCCUUCCCAUGAUCCCCAUAGACCGUGAACCUGGACCAAGUUCACUCUCUAACGGAGACAAAGGCAGGCCUUCAGACUACCUCAGCAACGGAAAAAAGAGAAAAGCAGAUGAGAAGGAAUUUAUGACCGACUACGGCAGCGACGCGGAGAAGAGCGAUGACAAUUUGGUCGUUGACGAGGACCCUUCUUCUCCAAGGAGUGUGCAGUCGUACUCCUCCAGAGAGAACGGAUUAGAUAAACUCCCUUCUUCCCGUAAGGAGCCCCAGGCCAGUCCGACCUCGCUGGCUUCCUCCAGCAGUGCUGCUUCCCCUUCACGCAGCAAGGAGCCUCCUCCAAGAGAGAAGUCCAGCACUCCAGGGAUGAAGCCUGGCACGCCUAUGUCCCAGGAGUCGUCCACCCCAGGCCCCAGCAUUCCUCCGCAGUUUCGCCCUGUUCCUGGGAAGCCAGGCAUUGACCCUCUUGCAUUAGGCCUGAGGAACCCAUUGGCGAUGCAGGGCGCAUACCCCCCUGGUGCAUUUGGCCUUCCUCCCCCAGGAGUUAACGGCGAGUUGGCUGGAGCCGCAGGAUACGGUGCCGGUCUCCAUCUCGUCUCCCCUCAGAUGAACGGCUCAGCUGCUGCCGCUGUCGCCGCUGCUGCAGCCGCCGCUGGAUACGGACGCUCACCUGUGGUGGCCUAUGAAUCUCCUCACCCCCAUAUGAGGGUACCAGGGCUACCUGCUAGCCUGCAGUCGGCAGCUUCUGGAAAACCAGCUUACUCGUUCCAUGUGAGCGCAGAUGGUCAAAUGCAGCCGGUGCCCUUCCCUCCUGAUGCCCUCCUCGGCCCUGGCAUCCCUCGUCAUGCCCGUCAGAUCCACACCCUCAGUCAUGGAGAGGUGGUGUGCGCGGUCACCAUCAGCACUUCCACGCGUCACGUCUACACUGGCGGGAAAGGCUGCGUCAAAGUGUGGGACAUCAGCCAACCGGGCAGCAAGAGCCCGAUGGCCCAACUGGACUGUUUGAAUCGAGACAAUUACAUUCGCUCAUGCAAGCUCCUUCCAGAUGGAAGGACUUUGAUAGUUGGGGGUGAGGCCAGCACGCUGUCCAUCUGGGAUUUGGCCACGCCCACUCCACGAAUCAAGGCCGAAUUGACGUCCUCGGCUCCGGCCUGCUAUGCUCUGGCCAUCAGUCCAGACAACAAGGUCUGCUUCUCCUGCUGCAGUGAUGGAAACAUCGUGGUCUGGGACCUGCACAACCAGACGCUCGUCAGGCAGUUCCAAGGUCACACAGAUGGAGCCAGCUGUAUCGAUAUUUCCAAUGACGGGACCAAACUGUGGACGGGGGGUCUGGACAAUACAGUGCGCUGCUGGGACCUGAGAGAGGGCCGACAGCUGCAGCAACAUGACUUCACCUCACAGAUCUUUUCUCUGGGUUAUUGUCCUACGGGCGAGUGGCUUGCAGUGGGGAUGGAGAGCAGUAAUGUGGAAGUGCUGCACGUCUCCAAACCAGACAAAUACCAGCUGCACCUUCACGAAAGCUGUGUUCUCUCGCUCAAGUUCGCCUACUGCGGAAAAUGGUUUGUAAGCACAGGCAAAGAUAAUCUACUGAAUGCAUGGCGAACUCCAUAUGGAUCAAGCAUAUUCCAGUCUAAGGAAUCGUCGUCCGUCCUCAGCUGUGACAUUUCUCCUGACGACCAAUUCAUUGUCACUGGCUCAGGAGAUAAGAAGGCUACUGUGUAUGAAGUAAUUUACUAAACUGAAUGUGUUCAAAACAUUGUUAAUAAAAUGAGAAACUGAAACUGA